AUGCCAGAUCUGACCUCCUACUUGCGGGGUUCUCCCCCGUCAUCACCUACUCUCAAGGAGUGCCUCAUCGAAGCCUGUUUGAGCGCCCGUAAUGGGUUCGAGUACGCGGCUAAGUUACGCUUGGCUCACUGUGUGGUGAUGACGACUUUGUAUGGGGGCCACAGAACACUAGGGGAAAAUUUGGAGUGGAUAUUGCAAAGCACGAGAGAGCACGGCAUUACGCUGGGCACAUACGCCUUCGUAUAUAAGCUGUUGAGGAGCCUCAUGGACCGCAGCAUGGGGAGUGUGAAACUCAACCCUGCUGUUGCUGGUUUUGUUGCGGCUUACUUCACCUGGGGCCAACACAGAUCGGCGAUCAGCUAUCAAGUGACUUUGUAUCUGUUGUCGAGGAUCACUGUUGGUUGGGUACAUCACCAAGUUCAGCAGAAACGACUUCCGGACGUUCCCAUGUACCGGUACCUCGCAGGUCUCGUAUGGGCGGUCGUCAUGUACUUGUUUGUGGUGGACAAGGGCAGUCUGCAGUCUAGUCUACGCCAGGCGAUGGAGUUCAUCUACGAUACGCAUGAUCAGCCCUUCACUGGAUUUCGCGAUAUUUUCCCUUUCUUGCGACGGCCCGUGGCUGUGAUGCUGGCGCGGCCCAGUGGUGAUGUCAACGACGUGUUGGAAGAUGUAUUGGAAAAUGUGGACCCCGAGGAGUUCUGA
This is a messenger RNA of Perkinsus marinus ATCC 50983, 702 nucleotides long. RefSeq names its product Peroxisomal membrane protein, putative. Gene Ontology annotation, cellular component: peroxisomal membrane. Lineage: Eukaryota; Perkinsozoa; Perkinsida; Perkinsidae. The transcript is spliced from 3 exons. Bases 1 to 702 code for a protein of 233 amino acids. The record is from RefSeq and is a predicted model, not a curated record.